AUGUCGAGUCAAAAGCAGAUUGAUCCUAAGAAGCAGCAGGAGCUGCAGCUUCAGUACACGAAUUUCAAGAACACCCUUCAACAAUUAGCACAGAAGAUCGGCGAUAUCGAGCAAGAGGCUGAGGAGCACAAGCUCGUGAUUGAAACACUUGGUCCCCUCCCUGAAGAGCGGAAAUGCUUUCGAAUGGUGAACGGAGUCUUGGUUGAGCGCACUGUGAAGGAGGUUCUUCCAAACCUUAAGACCAACUCAGAGGGACUGCAACAAGUCCUGGAGGAUAUGUUGAAGCAAUACAAGACCAAGCAGACAGAGCUGGAUACCUGGAAGAAAAAGAACAACAUUCAGGUUGUGCAACCUUGA
Messenger RNA from Penicillium malachiteum, 357 nucleotides. RefSeq names its product putative prefoldin subunit 2. The transcript has 4 exons. The coding region runs from base 1 to 357 and encodes 118 amino acids. The record is from RefSeq and is a predicted model, not a curated record. NCBI's taxonomy places the organism in Eukaryota, Fungi, Ascomycota, Eurotiomycetes, Eurotiales, Aspergillaceae. Gene Ontology annotation, cellular component: cytoplasm; prefoldin complex. Gene Ontology annotation, biological process: protein folding. Gene Ontology annotation, molecular function: protein folding chaperone.